Molecule: messenger RNA, 1998 nt
Organism: Toxoplasma gondii ME49
Lineage: Eukaryota; Apicomplexa; Conoidasida; Eucoccidiorida; Sarcocystidae
Exons: 2
Coding region: 1-1998 (665 amino acids)
Molecular function (GO): glutaminyl-peptide cyclotransferase activity
Source: RefSeq, a predicted model, not a curated record
AUGACGGCUUCUGCGCGCGCGGAUUCCUCAGUCUCCGCGGUGGAGAAGUCGCGUUCUCUGGGCAGGCGCUCGCGUUCUGUCUGUCGAGCAAACGGGACUGUCGCCCCGCCACCCGCCUGUGCGGCCGUUUUCUGCCGGCGCGUCCUUUUCUUCGCGGCUCUGUUCUCGCUGCCCUGUCUCUGCUGCUUCUUCUUCAACCUGCAGAUAUCCCUCCUGCCCUGGCUGCCCAUCUCUUCUUCGCCUUCCGCGGGUGAGACGCGCUCCACACUCCUCCCUGCCUUCAGUGUCUCCGCGCCCCAGCCGCAUGCAGGCCGAAAACUGGCGUCUGAUGGUUUUCCGCGCUUCUUCUCCUUCUCGCUGGAAUCUCUGCAGACCUUUGAGCACGACGCUGCAGCGCCUGCGUCUUCUCGCGGUGCUGCCGCCAGAUACGGCUCGCGGCUUCCCCCGUUCACCCAGGCCUUGCUUCCUUCGCCUUUUCAGCCUGCGUUGUCGGAGCUGCGCAGGCAGGUAGCGGCCGCGAGUCGCGGCGCGCUCUCCGCAGACGCCGACGCGUGCCUCGAGGCGUUCGGCGGCGCGUCCGUCCUCGUCGAGAGCUCGGGACUCUACGAGGCGUCUUUCCUGCGAGAGUUCGACUUCUGCACCGGACAGACCCUCCGCAAAGUCUUCCUCCAUCCCUCGCUCUUUGCUGAGGGUGUAGCCUAUCUGUGGGAUGCGGAGAAGCAGCAGCUUCUCCUUCUUCUUCUCACUUGGCUAGAAAAUCGGCUGGUGAUCCUCGACGGCCUGUCGUGGGAAGAAGUUGCGCAGCUCCAGGUCCAGUUCGAGGGCUGGGGUCUCGCCUCGUCGCUCACCUCCGACGACGCCGCUCUCGCCGUCGCGCAUCUUUCAUCCAGUGCUUCGCGGCAUCGUCGGCCUCGGCCUCCGUCGUCGACUGCUUCCAGUUCUUCGUUCAUCCCUCCGGAGGCCGGCGACGCACUCGCCCCGGAAGAGAUGCAGCGUCUCCAGAGACAGGUCGCGAACCAGAGACUCUGGGCAACGACUGGAAGCGACCUGUUGCUCGAGCUGGACGUCCCCAGUCUCUUCGCUGCCAUUCGACGCAGCGAAGCCUCGCGACGCCUCCAGCAAAGUGGGGAGCCUUUGUCCGCUGCUCCCUCUUUUUCGCCGUCUUCGUUCCCUUUUGAUCCGUCUUCGUCUGCUUCUUACGUCGUUGCAGGAGGAGUGAAUGAGGAUAUGUCGACUGCGCCUGCGCCAGCCUCUUCUUCUGAGGCGCCGGUGUCGAGUCGGCAGGCGAAUGCGUUGCUCCGGCUGGGCUCUCUCUUGGUGGGUGGGGCGACGGCGGGAGUGGACGAUUUGCAGAAGAAGAUGGAAGACUUGGCGACGGUGGUCGAGGCCGAGAAAAAGCGAAAGCCUGCGACGGUCGUUUCUGAGGAGGCGUACGCCCUCCCUCGUGGACCUGCCGGCUCCGCAGCUCUCGCAGCUUCAGCGCUGCCCCCCGUGCGAACUUUGCCUCUCGUAGCCGUGAAGCGCCAGACUCAAAUCACCUGCUUAGGGCGGCCUGUCCCUCAAGUGAACGAGCUCGAGUUUCUCCCUCACACUGGCUCGCUCCUGGGGAAUAUCUACGGCGAGUCUGUGCUGGUCGAAUUCAACGUGGACACCGGGAACUGCCGGGGUCUUCUGUCCUUCGGAGGCGUCGCCGGAGUCUUGAGGUCUUCAGAUCGAUCUGUGAAGGUGAUGAACGGCGUCUCUCUGCUGCCGAGGAGACAGGUCCGCGCUGCGAGCCCACUGACCGCCUCGCCUCCUUUGCCCACCUCAAAGGCCUCGCGCCGCUGGCGGAGACUCGCCGAGUCCCCUCUCGCCGUCGCCGUCACAGGGAAGCACUGGCAUGAGCUCCACGUCGCGGAGCUCGUCGAGCUGCUGCCGCCGCGAAGUCUCAAGAGCUACUCGGAAGUCCACCGCGUCUUCCCUGGAUUCUUCCACCGCGAAGGCGUCGCACGAACCUAG